AUUCUAUUAAACUAUUAUUUAUAUUUACAAUAAAAGAUAUAUAAAGUUAUAAACACUAGAAAUCCCAAAAUAAAUGUUUUAUUCAAAAUAGUACUUUUCUUUAUCGUAAACUACCGAUGUCAUAACAAAACAAUUCAACACCGACCGAAUAACAUCCGAGACCAGUAUAGACCAGUAUGAGUAUUAUCAGAACCCCGAUAUUCAUUUUCUUUUUCAUAUUUGAAAGUAGAAAUUACUCCUGAACAUUCAGUUCCAUGUUGAAGUCAUCAAGUACACUGUACACAAAGAGUCAAAAGACAUUCCCUUUAUAGCUACCAACUUUACCUCCUUCAAACAAAUUCAAAAUAUCUCCACUUCAACCACCAAUCUAUUGAUCUGAAUCACUAAAUUAGGGUUUAAAAACAGUGAUUCAACUUCAAACCACAAUGAUUUCAUUUCAUUCGUUAAUCUAGGGUUUCCUCAAUCCAGUUCAAGCUUCCGGUAUCAAAAUCCCUUCAUAAAAUGUUACUUUCAUCUCGGAGUUCGUUGGAAGUAAUGCUCGAUUCUCUCCGCCUGAGAGACAACUCCGGCGAGAGUUCACCGGACUUGCCGCCGGCGUUACCGUCACGACCGAUCUCCAAAGCUCGCCUCCCGAAGCGGCUGAUCCGGUCCACAAUUGCAGUACAGCAUGUUGUUUCUUGUGAUACAAGUAACAACAACGAAAAACUAGAUGUUAAAUGCAGCAGCAGAAGCAGUGGUGGUGGUGGUGGUUGUGGUUUUGGACGGAAGAAGAUGAUCGGAGCUGCGGCUGCCGCCACGUCAUCAGUUUCGGUUGACAGUAUUGGUUAUUUCAUUAGAAAUAAACUUGGAGUGUGGUGUAAGUCGCGAAACGAUCGGUGGGAGUUAGGGAAAAUCGAAUCAGCGGUUGGUGAAGAUGUGACUGUUAGGGUUUCGAAUGGGAAUAUGAUUACGGUGUCUAGACGAGAGUUGUUACCUGCGAAUACGGAUGUUCUUGAUGGAGUUGAUGAUCUUGUUGAACUUAGUUAUUUAAACGAACCAUCGGUUCUUCAUAGUCUUCAAUAUAGAUACAAUCGCGAUAUAAUUUAUAGUAAGGCGGGCCCUGUAUUAUUAGCGUUUAAUCCCUUCAAGGAUGUAAAUAUUUACGGAGAUGAUUUUGUGGCGGUGUAUAAAGAGAAGAUUUUGGAUAAUCCUCAUGUAUAUGCUGUGGCUGAUGCUGCAUACAAUGAUAUGAUGAAAGAUGGUGUGAAUCAAUCUAUUAUUAUCAGUGGCGAAAGUGGAGCUGGGAAGACAGAAACUGCAAAGUUUGCAAUGCAAUAUCUGGCAUCGGUUAAAAGCCAGAACUAUGAGAUGAAAUCUAAACUAAUUCAAACCAGUUGUAUCCUGGAAGCUUUCGGGAAUGCAAAGACUUCCAGAAAUUGGAAUUCUAGCCGAUUUGGGAAAUUAAUAGAUAUACAUUAUAGUGCAGAGGGGAUGAUAAGUGGUGCUUGUAUCCAAACAUAUCUUUUUGAAAAGUCAAGAGUAUCUCAAAUAUGUCGUGGAGAACGGUCGUACCAUGUAUUUUAUCAGAUGUGUGCUGGGGCCCCACCUGUUCUUAAAGAUAAGCUGAAUUUAAAAAUGUCAAGCGAGUACAAGUUUCUUAAUCAGAGUGGAUGCUUGAAAAUUAAUGGUGUUGAUGAUGCCCACAACUUUAUAAAGCUAGUGGAUGCCUUUGAUACACUUGGAAUUCAUGGUCUGGAUCAAGAAAACAUAUUUGAAUUGCUUGCUGCAAUUCUAUGGCUUGGGAAUAUUUCAUUUGCAGCAAUCGAUGAAGAACUUGUUGAGCCUGUGGCUGAUGAAGCGAGUCGAAGUGCUGCUAGGUUAAUGGGCUGCAAGAUGGAUGACCUCAUGAUGGUGUUAUCUACCAACAGAGCUCAUAAUAUGACCGAACCAUUGACAUUGCAGCAGGCAACUGACAAAAGAAACACAUUGGCAAAUUUUGUUUAUGAGAGCCUGUUUAAUUGGCUCAUUGAAGAAGUUAAUACAUCACUUAAAGGAAACACACAACAUACUCGACACGCCAUAAGCAUAUUAGACACGUACGGAUUUGAGUCAUUGCAGAGAAAUAGCUUACAGCAGUUGUUUAUAAACUACGCUGAUGAGAGACUGCAGCAGCACUUCAUUCGCCAUCUUUGUAAGCUUGAACAAGAGGAGUACGAAUUAGAAGGAAUCCACUGGAAAAAAGUAGAGUUUGAAGACAACCAAGAGUGUUUGGAUCUGUUUGAGAAGAAACCAAUGGGGAUAAUAUCAAUGCUCAAUGAGUGUUCAAAUUCCUCCAUAGCCACAGAUACGACAUUCACCGAAAAGAUUAAACAACACCUAAGUUAUAAUCUUUGUAUUAGCUGUGAAGAAGGAGCUUUCAGGGUUCGCCACUAUGCGCGAGAGGUUCAAUAUGAUGCUUCAGGGUUGUUGGAAAAGGACAGUGAUAAAUUACAGUUUGAUACCAUCCAACUUUUGUCAUCUUGUAAGAAACCCUUGAACCUUUCGGGUUCGGCCUCUGGUGUGAUGAACCAGGUCCAAGCAGCAGGUCAAAGUGUUGGGUCAAAGUUCAUGGAUCACUUGUCCAAAUUAAUCAACCAAAUGGAGAAUUCAAAGCAACACUUCAUUCGAUGCAUAAAACCAAAUACCAAAAAACUUCCUGGAAUCUACGAAAGCGACAUCGUAUGGGAACAACUUAAAUGUAGCCAAGUUAUGGAGGUAAUGCAAAUAUCAAAAUCAAGAUACCCGUUACGCUUCACACAUCAAGAAUUUGCUAGCCGGUUUGGCUGCCUUUUAUCGACGAAUGUUAUGUGUAUGGAUCCAUUGAGUACAUCGGUUGCUAUUCUGCAGCAGCAUCGAGUACCCACGCAAAUGUACCAAGUUGGAUUUACAAAAUUGUUUUUCCGAGGACAGGUUGAUGCAUUGGAGAAUUUGAGACAAGAAGUUCUAGGAAGUACUCGUGAACUCGAUAACCGUUUCCUUGGUGGUCGAGUUCUUGUUGAUUUUCAUGAGUUGAAGUUUGGAAUUGUGACAUUGCAGUCAUUUAUUCGUGGUGAAAAUGCAAGAAGGGAGUUUAAUGUUUUGAAGAAACAGAACCAUGGGAUUGCACUAAGUUCACUUGAUGAACACAUGACAACAGUUGUACAUAUACAAUCAGUUGUUCGUGGGUGGUUGGCUCGGAAGCAUUUCAAUCACAUGCAAAGUUGGAAAAAAUCAGGCCUUGAUAGAUCAAGAAGCCAGCGAAAGUCAAGCAGGAAACAUGUAGAAUUGAGGGAUUUGUUACAGGAAAAUGUACAUGUUUUACCACAAAAUAUUGAAGAGCUGCAAAAACGAGUAGUGAAGGCGGAAUCGUUGUUGAGUGAAAGGGAGCUUGAAAAUACUGCUUUGCGGGAACAAAUACGACAGUUUGAAAUACGUUGGUCGGAAUACGAAAGCAAAAUGAAGGCCGUUGAGGAGAUGUGGCAGAGCCAAAUGGCAUCUUUACAAAUGAAUCUUGCUGCAGCCAAGAAGACUCUUGGUUCCGGCAUUUCCGAUGUGCAAAUUGGAAGACCCGUUGAUUCACUGUCACCCAAUUUUUACGAUUCUGAGGAUACCAUAUCAGGAAUACAAACUCCUUCGCAAAUGACACCUGUCAGAAUCGGAAACAGUAGACGCGGAAGCAAUGUUGUUAUUUCCGACACGAUUGAUAACUUAUCCAAAGAAUUCGAGCAAAGAAAACAGAAUUUUGAUAGUGAUGCUAAAGCUGUUACUAAUGUGAAUCGUGGACGUCCUCCUUCAAAACAGAUUGAAGAUUAUAAUAACUUAAAAAAGAAAUUCGAGAUUUGGAAAAAAGAGUACAGGAAUCGGUUACGCGAAGCCAAAACAAGACUUGUGAAGGGUGUACAUGCCGAAAAUGGCGGUGUUGGUGGUGGUGGUGAUAAGCAGACGAGAAACUGGUGGGGGAAGUUAAGCAAGAGGGGGAAAGAAAGGGUCGUGUGAAAUUACAUAUUCACCCCUAUGCGUUUGGCGAAAAUAUUGUUUCGUGGUUAAUACUUCAAUGACCAUGUAACGGGUUUGUUACUGGCCCCAUGAUGUUGGACCGUUUUUGUGGCGUUGAUCGAAGGAUGGAGUUAUGUGAAUCAACUGGUUGGUCUGGGCGCGGGUUGUGUAUAAGAGUAGGGCUCAAGAGUGUUGUGAUUUGUUUUUUUGUUUAAAUUUUGUAUGAUAUAGAAGACUGCCUGUAUUAUGGAUCAAGCAUGUAAUUUAAAACUGGGUUCAAGAUACAAUUGAGUGGUUUUUCUUUCUCAUUC
Molecule: messenger RNA, 4304 nt
Organism: Helianthus annuus (common sunflower)
Lineage: Eukaryota; Viridiplantae; Streptophyta; Magnoliopsida; Asterales; Asteraceae
Product: myosin-2
Exons: 24
Coding region: 502-3993 (1163 amino acids)
Biological process (GO): actin filament organization; vesicle transport along actin filament
Cellular component (GO): vesicle; myosin complex; actin cytoskeleton
Molecular function (GO): microfilament motor activity; ATP binding; actin filament binding
Source: RefSeq, a predicted model, not a curated record